Messenger RNA from Erythranthe guttata (spotted monkey flower), 1929 nucleotides. Its product is annotated as putative nucleolar protein 5-2. NCBI's taxonomy places the organism in Eukaryota, Viridiplantae, Streptophyta, Magnoliopsida, Lamiales, Phrymaceae. Gene Ontology annotation, cellular component: box C/D methylation guide snoRNP complex; small-subunit processome. Gene Ontology annotation, molecular function: snoRNA binding. The record is from RefSeq and is a predicted model, not a curated record.
CUAGUUUUAAGCGCGGCUGGAAACCCAAAUUCUCUCACACACACAUCAUUCGUUAUGCUGCUCCUCUUCGAAACGCCGGCCGGGUUUGCUCUCUUCAAAGUCCUCGAUGAAAGAAAGGUUUCCAAAAUCGAGGAUUUGGGGAAGGAGUUCUCAUCCCCUGACUCUGCUCGACAGAUUGUCAAGCUAAAAGCUUUUUCGAAGUUCGAGAACACGUCCGAGGCUUUAUCAGCUGCUACACUAUUGAUUGAUAGUAAGCCCAGCAAAGGUCUUCGCAAGUUCUUGCGUAGCCACUGCGACGAUGACGUUUUAGCUGUAGCCGAUUCCAAGCUUGGGAACAUAAUCAAAGAGAAGCUGCAAAUUGAAUGCGUUCACAACAAUGCUGUCAUGGAACUGAUGAGAGGAGUGAGAAGUCAACUCACUGAACUUAUAUCCGGUUUAGCUACACAGGAUUUAGCUCCAAUGAGCCUCGGUUUAUCUCACAGCUUAUCGAGAUACAAAUUGAAAUUCAGUCCUGAUAAGGUUGAUACGAUGAUAAUACAAGCCAUUAGUUUGUUGGAUGACCUCGAUAAAGAGUUGAAUACGUAUGCAAUGAGGGUUAGGGAAUGGUACGGUUGGCAUUUUCCAGAACUUGCGAAGAUCAUUGCAGACAAUAUCCAGUAUGCAAAGACAGUGAAGCUGAUGGGUAAUCGAACAAAUGCUGCCACACUUGAUUUCUCUGAGAUACUUCAAGAGGAGGUUGAAGCAGAACUGAAAGAAGCAUCCAAUAUUUCCAUGGGAACUGAAGUUAGUGACAUGGAUUUGGACAACAUUAAAGAUCUAUGCAACCAAGUUAUUUCUCUUGCAGAAUACAGGGCUCAAUUGUUCGACUAUUUGAAGAGCAGGAUGAACUCCAUUGCCCCAAAUCUCACUGCCCUUGUUGGAGAAUUGGUUGGUGCUCGAUUGAUUGCACAUGGAGGCAGCUUAAUCAAUCUUGCUAAGCAACCUGGAAGUACUGUUCAGAUACUCGGUGCAGAGAAGGCCCUUUUUAGAGCAUUGAAGACAAAGCAUGCAACUCCUAAAUACGGGCUUAUAUAUCAUGCUUCUUUAAUCGGUCAAGCUGCACCCAAGCACAAGGGUAAAAUUUCACGAUCCCUCGCUGCAAAAGCCGCUUUGGCAAUUCGAUGCGAUGCUCUUGGAGAAGGCGAAGACAACUCUAUGGGUUUGGAGAGUAGACUUAAGCUUGAAGCCCGACUGAGGAACUUAGAAGGGAAAGAAUUGGGGCGUUCGGCUGGUUCUGCUAAGGGCAAACCAAAGAUUGAAUUUUACGACAAGGACCGAAAGAAAGGAUCAGGUGGAAUGAUUACUCCAGCAAAGACAUACAAUCCUGCAGCCGAUUCGAUUCUAGGACUGACAGAAUCCUUGUCCAAUAACGACAAGGACGAACCUGUUACGACCGAAGUGAAAAAGAGUAAGAAAAAGAAGAGGGAUGAUGAUGCUCCGAAAGAAGCGGAACCCGAAAGUGAAGAAGCAGUCGGAAAGAAGGAAAAGAAGAAGAAGAGAAAGCAGGCAGAGGCAGAGUUGACGAAUGAACAAGAAAAUGCUGACUCAGCGGAGAAGAAGAAAAAGAAGAGAAAGCACGCCGAGCCAGAAGAAGUUGUUGACACCCCCCAAAGCAAAAAGAAGGAGAAGAAGAAGAGGAAAGUUUGAAGAUUGAACAUUUCUAGAGUAAGAAGGUUUAAAGUUUUGUUUAUUGAGCACGAAGUGGGCCCCAUGUAGGUUAGGAUUUAUUGAUGUUCUAUAUGUUUAAUAUGUUCUUUAGCGAUUCUCUAGAAGAUAUUAUGUUUAGCAAGUGUUUUAUUAACUUAAUGAUUUCGAUAACCUAGUUUUUUGUUUUGUUGGACAAGUGACAUGCGAGUAUUUUUAUAUCUGAAGUUCACAUAUUUAUCGCUC